Necator americanus (New World hookworm) is the source of this 2856-nucleotide messenger RNA. RefSeq lists its product as uncharacterized. Lineage: Eukaryota; Metazoa; Nematoda; Chromadorea; Rhabditida; Ancylostomatidae. The transcript is spliced from 28 exons. Gene Ontology annotation, biological process: positive regulation of GTPase activity. The record is from RefSeq and is a predicted model, not a curated record. Gene Ontology annotation, molecular function: GTPase activator activity. Bases 1 to 2856 code for a protein of 951 amino acids.
AUGGAAAAAGAAGUUGAGGAGGAAGAGGUGUUUGAAAUCGAUGACUUCACCGUUAUUACGGAAUUCGAACGUUUUGUUGUAGCCAUCGAGGCUCUAGUACAGGAAUGGGGACUUAUUGGUGCAAGACCACGAAAGAAAUAUCCAAAGGGUGCACUAAAAAUUUGUCAAUGGCAGUCGAAGUCUUCAUCUUUGAAUUUUGGUAAUUCGAACAAAUUGAAGGCUGCAUACUACUUUCCAGAUUUGCCAAGCGAUGUCAUCGAAGAAAUUCCUUGUUCUGAAAGCGAUGGCCAUUUGUCAGCAUUCUGUGCUGACAUUAUUGAUAUGGAGAAGGAUUUCAUUUACCACAGCAAUAUAACAACCAUGUUCGGUGUUUCCGAAUUCAUCGUUAUAUCCCCAGCUGAUCAAAUAGAUGACGCCAUCAUGACAGAAGAUCAAAAGAAUCUUGUUAUCAGCGCAUUUCGCGCUGCUCAGCAUAGCGUUAACUGUGAAGUUCCAAUGUUUAUCCAAUUUGGCCACAUUGAUAGACAACUUUUCUUUGGAACUUCUUGCAAUAAGUCAGUAGUUACCCAUUAUGAAAGCUCACAUCUUCGUCGCGCACAAACACGACACAAACACUUGAGUGGUUUGCUUGAUCUCUUCAAAGAACACGUCAAAUGUCCUAUCCUGCUUCUUGAUGCUGAAGACAUACGUAUAUCUGUACAAUUUGAUUACAAUAUAAAGUUCCCGUCGACCUCAUCAAAAUUUGCUGAUGAAUCAUGUGAAAUCCUUGAAUGCUACACAUUACCAUUUGGAAGCCAUGAUGAACCUAUAAGCGAGUUUAAUCUAAUUGCUUCUUGGCCGAAUAUGAGGGAGGAGAUGAUCAAUGAAAAUGAGGGAAGAUUUAUGCAGUUGCGGAUUAUUAAUCGGAUAUACCAAAGCGAUCUCGAUCUUCUUAGCGCAUUUAAUUGGGCAGCAUCAGUUCAGUUUCAAUUCACGGAAGGACUGUUGAAUUAUGCUCUAUCGCGUAUAAUUGAUCUCACUGAAUCAAAGGAAGCUUCACAAACGGCCUUUUCGCUUCUUGGAUUGAAAACUACUCCAAAACCAUUUGGACAGCUAACUGACGGUGGAAUUCAAAGUGUGAGAAUCGCCGGCGUCUCAAAUUUCUCCAUUACUAAUCCUGGUGGAUUAUCUCUCGACGAAGUAUUGAUGCCAAUUCCAAAAUCAAUUAUCAAGCGAUGUAUGGAUAAAAUAUUUAAUGUGGAAGACAAUGAUGAUGACAGUGACGAGGCUGUCACUCCUAGUCACUCGCUGUUGAGCACUCCAGGUUGUGCAGUAAGAAACAGUCCUGAACCUCUUCUCCAAACUUACCAAGAAUCAAGAAACGUUGACUCACAUUUCAACCAAACAAGUGAAAGCAACUAUUUGGAUAUAAAUGCGAUUCUUCGACAAAACAAAUGGACACCGCAGGAUUCGUUGACACAUCGCUUUGCUUUGGCUUUCACCAACGGAUGUUUGGAUCAAGUUUUUGGUCUGUAUGCCUUUGCUCAGAUCUGGUAUGAGUUUGUAAAAAGACUUCGAACUUACUAUGACGGCACCAAAGAUUUUCCAGGUAUGAGUGAGGUUACGGUACCAAAUCUGUCGCAUUGCCUUCUGCAGCAGAAAAUCGAGAUGCUUCAAUGUUGUAUCGCUGCUAAAAGAAAGCGUCAUGAAUUGUAUGACAGUACGAAGGAUUUUGGUGCAGAUGAUUUCUUCGAUGCACAUUCAAAUCAGUCAGAUGAUGAUUUAUCCGAUAGUGAAAGUAAGAGAUCUGGCCGGAAGGGAAAUGGCAAUGUGCAAGCAACAAUGGAACCGUCUGGUCGCCUCCAACCGUUUGGAGAAAUGCGAUUGCUAAAACACAGCGACACUUUACUUUAUGUUCCAAUUACCCAGGAUCGCAGUCCUAUGACUGAAGAUAUGGUCGAAGAGUAUGCACAAUAUCUGUCAUCGCUGGAUGAUGGAGAUGCAAGAGUUCAAGCCCAACUGGACGUGCUCUGCAGUGAUAUGCAGGCGUUUAAGGCAGCUAAUCCCAAAUGUUGUUUGGAGGAUUUCAUCAGAUGGCACUCACCGAAGGAUUGGAUCGAAGAGGAACAGUGUAUGUCGGAGCGUAUGCAACUUCCGGACAAUACCUGGGUUAAAUGCUGGAAUGAGGCGAUGCCUAUACCUGUGAUAAAUCAGGCUCGCUUAUUCAAUGAAUCAAAAAUUGCAGAAGAAAUUUUGUCUUUUCUGGAAAACGCUACUGUGCAUCAAAUGGUGGAUUUGUUGAAACCAGUUAUCUUCUCCUCUGCAGUUGUGCAAGUUGUUGAAAAAGCCAGAUGUAUAGGGAAUUUGUUGAAUGGAGAGUAUCUAGCUAGAGUUGUGCAUCGCGCUAACAGAAGUGGGCUAAGGGAUGACUAUGUGGAGGCAUUAAAACAGCUUAAAUCAGCUGAACUUCUUCUUAUCCAAUAUUCCAGUUUGUUUAAUAAGCUUACCAUUCAAGAGACUAAUGAUUCUGUGAUAGAACAACCUAGUGCUGAAAUUUUGUACAAAUUUAUAGUUGCUCUUGUAGAAGAUGCCAAAUCCAAAAGAGAAGCUAUUGACUGCAAUGUAAUUUCUCGUGGCGUUCCUAUUUUUGGUGCUUCCAACGGUCCUCUCGGAAAUUCCGUGCGAAGAAUGCUAGAAAGACAAGAUGUGACCAACGGCCGUUUACCUGAUCCAACAAGGAAGCAAUACACAAUCAGAUGGAGUGUGCCACGUCCAACAGCAAACAGCAGAGUAGUUCCUCAACGGCUAUUCGCGUCAGUUGAGGAGGAAGAAUUCCGUCUUUGUGGUGCUUUUACUGAAGAUACUGUAUAUUUUUAA